Molecule: messenger RNA, 2001 nt
Organism: Bombyx mori (domestic silkworm)
Lineage: Eukaryota; Metazoa; Arthropoda; Insecta; Lepidoptera; Bombycidae
Gene: Desat1
Product: acyl-CoA delta-11 desaturase/conjugase
Biological process (GO): unsaturated fatty acid biosynthetic process
Cellular component (GO): endoplasmic reticulum membrane
Molecular function (GO): iron ion binding; stearoyl-CoA 9-desaturase activity
Source: RefSeq, marked provisional
GUAGAUAUUUUGUAUUAUAAAAUUAAAUAACUUAUAAUAAGUAGAUAAAAUUGAAAUCUAAAUUACUAAAAUGCCUCCUAAUUCAGUGGAUAAAACAAAUGAAACAGAAUACCUCAAGGAUAAUCAUGUUGAUUAUGAAAAACUCAUUGCACCCCAGGCCUCGCCCAUCAAACACAAAAUUGUAGUGAUGAACGUGAUACGUUUUAGCUAUUUACAUAUUGCUGGUCUAUAUGGACUUUAUCUCUGUUUCACCUCAGCAAAAUUGGCUACAUCGGUUUUUGCUAUUGUGUUAUUCUUCCUUGGGAACUUUGGUAUUACAGCUGGAGCUCAUCGUCUGUGGUCUCAUAAUGGUUACAAAGUCAAACUGCCCCUCGAGAUCCUGUUGAUGGUCUUCAACAGUAUUGCUUUUCAGAACACCAUUUUCACAUGGGUGAGAGAUCACAGGCUACAUCACAAGUAUACGGACACUGAUGCAGACCCUCAUAAUGCUACGAGAGGUUUUUUUUUCUCACACAUCGGCUGGUUGUUGGUGCGAAAACAUCCAAUGGUGAAAAUUGCUGGAAAGAGCCUUGACAUGUCAGAUAUUUAUUGUAAUCCUCUUUUAAGAUUUCAGAAAAAGUACGCAAUACCAUUUAUAGGAACAAUAUGUUUUAUCAUACCGACAUUAGCUCCAAUGUAUUUUUGGGGUGAAAGCUUAAACAACGCUUGGCAUAUUACAGUUUUAAGAUACAUUUUCAGUCUCAAUGGCACUUUUCUUGUAAAUAGCGCUGCUCAUUUGUGGGGAUACAAACCGUACGAUAAGAGCCUGAAAGCUACUCAAAGUGGCAUGGCAAAUGCAUUUACUUUUGGUGAAGGAUUUCACAAUUACCAUCACGUUUUUCCGUGGGAUUAUCGGGCAGACGAAUUGGGGGACAGGUACAUAAAUUUGACAACAAGGUUCAUAGAUUUCUUUGCAUGGAUGGGAUGGGCUUAUGAUCUGAAAACUGCUUCCACCAAUAUUAUUGAGAAGAGGGCACUAAGAACAGGGGAUGGGACUUACAAACGACCAAAUGGAAUGAAUUGAAACAGUCUUCAAAAAGCUUCUUUGCGUAAUAUCACUUUUUUGAUGACUUUUGCAAAGUUAUUCAAAAACAGGCUAGCGGAAUAUCAUAUUAUAAUAAUUCUUAUCUUUUGAAAUAACUUUUCUUAAUUUUUGCUGGUAAUUUUUGUAUUGGGUUUUAUUGUAUUAAUUUAAACUUAUACAUUUUUUUAUUAGUUUUAAGUCAAAUUCUCAAGCUAAUAAUUGGUUAUAAAAGGAACAUUACUUUAUCUCCAUAAGCGUGUGAAGUUUCCAAGCUUCGUAACAGUCAUUUUAUUAAGUAAGGCGUUUGUAUAUUUUAUUGAAUACGAAUUUUUAAACGCAAUAUAGGCGUUUCUCUCCUAUAUUAAAAUAAUUUCGCCUUAUUGGGCUUUGUUAGAAAACUUGAUAGUGUUUGAAAUUUAGAUAGAAUUUUGUUUAGUUUUGUAUUCGUAUACAUGGCUUUUGUUUUUUUGAUACCCCUACUUGAAUUUAUUUUCAAAAAGUUUUGUGAAAUAAUGAAUAGACAUAUUGAUUUCACUAAAACAGAAGUGUCAGGGAACAUGUAUAUAUGAACGUGAAAUACGAACCAAAUAAUUGUGGUGAAGCGUUUUCUCGAUAAAUGAUAAGGAUCGUAAAAAAACGUGAUUCAUUACUGCAUUUCGAUUCUGCUUUUGAGUCACAUAAAAUAUUUUCACCCGCUAAAUACUAAAACGUUUUAGCUAUAACUAUGUCUAUACAGCCAUUUUGCCGUAAUGUAUUUUAACAUAAUACAUAAUCGUCCAAUGUUUUUGCAAUUAUUUUUUUAGAUUAUAGUAAUACAUAGUCAUGGAUACAAAGUUGUUUUACAAUAGCGUAGAUGCCUGUUAUUGGAUUAAAAGAAGGAUAGAAUAGAUAUGGUUUUGUAUCUAAAUAAAUUAUUUUAUCGAAUUAACGUUGGAAAA